Molecule: messenger RNA, 3504 nt
Organism: Xiphophorus couchianus (Monterrey platyfish)
Lineage: Eukaryota; Metazoa; Chordata; Actinopteri; Cyprinodontiformes; Poeciliidae
Gene: jak3
Product: Janus kinase 3 (a protein tyrosine kinase, leukocyte)
Exons: 25
Coding region: 180-3500 (1106 amino acids)
Biological process (GO): protein phosphorylation; intracellular signal transduction; cell surface receptor signaling pathway via JAK-STAT
Cellular component (GO): cytosol; cytoskeleton; membrane
Molecular function (GO): ATP binding; growth hormone receptor binding; non-membrane spanning protein tyrosine kinase activity
Source: RefSeq, a predicted model, not a curated record
GAUAGGACUUCCUGUCAACACCCUGACACGCUGACAGUGACAUACAGAGAGUAAGAAACGCAGAAGUUAAAAAAGGAAAGCACGAACUUACAGGAAUAAACUGAUGAACUGAAGAAAUAAGGACAUCCAAAUGUAAAAGACAAGAGACCUAAGAACAGUCAGAGGAAGGAGUAGCAGACAUGCCGAUGAAUUUCAGAGAGGAAGAGUCGACCCCCCUAGUGUUGAGAGACCGGGGGGGCAGCCAGAAGUCCAGUUCGAGCAUGGAAGUCGGCUUACAAGUACACAUCUACUUUUUUCCUGGCACAAAGGAAGCGACAGUGAUACAAAUUUCAUCUGGACAGAUAAGUGCAGAAAAUGUUUGCAUCCAAGCAGGAAAGAAAAGUGGAAUCUUACCAGUGUACCUGAGCCUUUUCGGUUUAGCCUCUGCAGAUCUGUCAUUUUGGUAUCCACCAUCACACAUGUUUGACUCAGACGAAAACUUGGUCGUUCAUUUUAGAGUGAGGUUUUUCUUUGGGAACUGGUUCGGCCAAGGACCAAGAACUUCAUAUCGCUACAGUCUGACAAAGGACAGAAUCAGUCUGGUGCUUGACUACAAUGUCAUAGAUUACCUUUUUGCUCAGUUGAGAAGUGACUUCAUUGCGAGUGAAGCAGGAAUCGUUCCACCUUUGAGCGCCCAGGAGGAAUGCCUCGGCCUUGCUGUGCUGGACUUGUGGAGAAUGGCUAAAGAGCGACGCCAGACUAUAAGAGAGCUCUGCAAAACUGUCAGCUAUAAAUCAUGCCUCCCCAAGUCACAUCGGCAUGAAAUCCAGAAACGAAACCGCCUGGACCGCUUUCGAAUCAGGAACACCCUUAAGCGUUUCUUGAAAAAGCUUGGCAAAUGCUCAGUGGACGAGUACAGCCUGAAGCUCAAAUACCUGAUUGAACUGGCUGGCAUCGAGCCGUCUCUCGGGAGUGAGACCUUCCGUGUCAAUCGUUCUUCCUCCCACUCAGAAGCAACUUUCACCCUUCUGCGGGUCUGUGGGGAGACAGGAAUUCAAACUGGUCAACUUGAUGGUGCCCUGGAAUGGCAGAUCUUCUGUGAUUUUCAUGAAAUUGUAGACAUCAGCAUUAAGAGAAUCUUAAACGAGAUGGUCCCACAAGACAGCAGGAUGGUAACAAUAACUCGGAAGGAUGACAGAUGCUUGGAAGCUAGUUUCCAGAGUCGCAAAGAGGCACUUUCGUUUAUGUCGCUGAUUGACGGCUAUUUCAGACUAAUCACGGACUCAAGCCAUUUCUUCUGUCAAGACAUUGCUCCACCAAGCCUUCUAGAGGGACUCAAAAACUAUUGUCAUGGCCCUAUCACAUCAGAGUUUGCAGUCAACAAGCUGAAAAGGUCAGGAUGUACAGGCGGUACCUUCCUUAUACGGCAGAGUCCAAAGAACUACAAGAACUUCUUCCUCACUGUUUGUGUUCAGACCCCUCUUGGCCUUGAUUAUAAGGACUGUCUCAUUACUAAAAAUGAGAGCUACAGCCUUCCUGGUCUCACAAAAUCAUUUUCCAGCUUGAGAGAACUCACCAACUAUUACCAACACAACAAGCUGCUGUUGGCCGAAAUACCCGUCAAGUUAACUCGCUGCUGUCCACCUCGACCCAAAGAACUCACAAAUCUCAUAAUUGUAAGAAACAGCAGCUUGUUUGAAGCUCAAGGGUCUCCAACACCUGAAAGAAACAAGUUCAGUCACAUUCAGAUCCACAUGAUCAAAUUUGGAGACCUGAACUGGGGUGACAGCCUUGGACAGGGCACCUUCACCCGAAUCUUUAAAGGCUACAAAACUGACAUCCGUGAUGGAGGAAAACACAUGACUGAAGUCAUCCUAAAGGAGCUUGAUUCUGCUUACAAGAACUGUUGGGAGUCACUCUUCGAAGCUGCCAGUUUGAUGAGCCAAAUUUCUCACAAACACCUCCUCCAUGUAUAUGGAGUCAGUGUACAUGAAUCGCAAAACAUCAUGGUUCAGGAGUUUGUCAAGUACGGAGCCCUUGACCUGUACUUGAAAAGAGGAACAUCUGUCUCAGUGAGCUGGAAACUCAGUAUAGCCAAACAGCUUGCAUGUGCACUCAACUUCCUGGAAGAGCAAAACAUUGUUCAUGGAAAUAUCUGUGCUAAAAACCUGCUGCUGGCAAGAGAAGGUGACCCCUCGCUGGGCAGCACUCCCUUCAUCAAGCUGAGUGACCCGGGCAUCAGUGUGGUCAUGAUGGGAAAUGAUGUUAUUCUGGAUAGGAUUCCCUGGGUGGCUCCUGAGGUGCUUGAUGCCCCAGAUAAUCUGACACUCGAGUGCGAUAAGUGGAGCUUUGGUGCCACUUUGUGGGAAAUCUUCAACGAUGGAAACUCCCCAUUGAGAGGCUGGAACUUAGAUCAGAAGAGGAAUUUUUAUGAGAACAUGCAUCAGCUGCCUCCUUCCCAGUGGACAGAGUUAGCAGAUCUGAUCACUCAGUGCAUGGACUAUGAUGCCUCCUUCAGACCAUCGUGUCGCAGUAUCAUCCGUCAGCUCAACAGUCUCAUCACAUCAGAUUACGUAAUACUUCACGCUACUGAACCGGUGACACAGAGCCCCAUGUCCACAGCUCUCAACCUUGUUCCACAUGAUCAAACACUGUUUGAGGAAAGACACUUAUGCUACAUCUCCCCACUGGGAAAAGGAAACUUUGGGUGUGUUGAGCUUUGUCGCUACGACCCUUUGGGUGAUAACACUGGUGAGCUUGUGGCUGUGAAGAAGCUCCAGCAUAACAAAGGUUCCAAUCUAGAGGAUUUCCAGAAGGAGGUUAAAAUGCUCAGUGUUUUACAUUGUGACUACAUCGUCAAGUACAGAGGAGUCUGCUACAGCAUGGGUCGCCUUAGCAUGAGCUUAGUGAUGGAGUAUCUUCCGUAUGGCAGCCUUAAUGGCUAUGUGUGGACUAACCGUCAUAACAUCACCACCAGGCGGAUGCUGCUUUUUUCUUCUCAGAUUUGUAAGGGAAUGGAGUACUUGCAGACGCAGCGUUAUGUCCACAGAGACCUUGCAGCAAGAAAUAUUCUUGUUGCCAAUGAGUUGCUGGUGAAAAUUGCCGAUUUUGGACUGACGAAGGUCCUUCCCUUUGAUAAGGAGUACUACCGCCUCUCACAGCCUGGACAGAGCCCCCUCUUCUGGUUAGCUCCAGAGUGCCUUAAUGAAAAUAAAUUUUCCCACAAAUCAGAUGUCUGGAGUUUCGGGAUUGUUCUCCAUGAGCUCUUCUCCUACUGUGAUAAUAGCAUCAAUCCCAAAAGACUUUGUUUGCAGGAGAUUGGAGAAAAUGUUCAAGGUACAUCUCUUUCAAUGCACCUGGCAAACAUGCUGGCGAGCAACUGGAGGUUGCCAGCUCCUCCAAGAUGCCCUCUGCAGGUCUACAGUUUGAUGAAGGACUGCUGGACGUAUGACUUUGACAAGCGUCCGUCUUUCUCUGACCUGUCAAAAAAGGUUGAAAAUAUGAUCCAGGAUGACAGAUAAAACA